AUUCAAACAAGUGAAAAAUUCCUGGUAACUAUUCCUUACUUUCCUUGCCACCGUAACCCCUCGAUAACAAAGGGUUAUCUAUCAAAAACCCUAAACAAAAACUGAAAAAUCAACUUUCAGGCAAAAGAGGGUUUGAAAUUCCCUGGAAAACAAAAUGCCUCAGGUGAGAAUUAUUGCUAAGAAUUUUAUGGACAUGGUGGCGUCUCUGCCCGCCAUGAAGCUUGACAGGCUUUACGCCAAUCCCUUCAUUUGCCAAGCCAUUCUCAGGUCAUUGCCUCCUUUAGCGAAGAAGUAUGUGCUGGAAAUGUUGUAUAUAGAUGGUCCAGUGUCAGCCAAGAUGCUGGAAGAGUGGGUGCUUGCUGAUGGAUCGUCUAAGCAUAGAAUCGCUCUUGAUCGUUUGAUUCAGUUGAGAAUUUUUACUGAAACCGUCGAUAGGAAAAAGGAAACCAGUUACAGAUUAAAUCCAACAUUUCAGAUUAACCUCCGGAAGCAUUUAAUAGAUCGUGAAGUCUUGCCAAGGGAACCAAUGCCUUCAAAUAUUGUUGCAAGACUCCCAAGCUUGGAGGAACUUGAGGCAUAUGCCCUUGGUCAAUGGGAGUGUUUCUUGCUGCAACUUAUAAAUUCAACCCAAGCAGAAAAGCUAACCAACUUCAGCUCCUCUAUGAUGAAAGUUUUCCAGAGGGGUCUCUUGAGUCAAAGGGAGAAAGAAGCUUCAAGAUUAACUGAGAGUGGUUUCCAGUUUUUGCUGAUGGAUACAAAUGCACAACUGUGGUACAUCAUCAGAGAAUAUAUUUCUAACUCUGAGGAACGUGACAUAGAUCCAGCAGAUCUGAUUUCCUUUCUGCUAGAGCUUAGUUUUCAUAUCACUGGUGAGGCGUAUAAUAUGAAUACAUUGACUGAGAUCCAGAGGCAUAUGAUAAAGGACCUUGCAGACUUGGGAUUGAUUAAACUUCAGCAGGGCAGGAAAGAGAGUUGGUUUAUACCUACUAAAUUAGCAACCAAUCUUUCAGUAAGCUUGACAGAUUCAUCAUCACGAAAACAGGGAUUUGUUGUUGUGGAAACAAACUUUAGGUUGUAUGCUUAUUCAUCAUCUAAGCUGCAUUGUGAAAUUCUGCGUCUUUUCUCAAGGAUAGAGUAUCAACUUCCAAACCUUUUUGUUGGAGCCAUAACAAAAGAAAGCUUGUAUAAUGCUUUUGAAAAUGGCAUCACAGCAGAGCAGAUAAUUUCUUUUCUUCAGCAGAAUGCUCACCCUCGUGUUGCAGAGAGAAUACCUUCAGUUCCUGAAAAUGUUGCAGAUCAGAUAAGACUCUGGGAAUCUGAUCUGAACAGGGUUGAGAUGACCCCAGCACACCUUUACGAUGAAUUCCCCUCUAGGGAUGUCUUCGAGGCCGCUUGCGACUUUGCACGAGAGUGGUGUGGUUUGCUGUGGGAGGAUUCAAAGAAAAUGCGCAUGGUAGUCAAGGCAGAAAUUCACAUGCACAUGCGAGAGUUUCUUCGUGGACAAAAGUAGCUAAUACGCUAAUCGUUAAUAUUGAGUUGAUCAGAUGAGUUCAUGUAAAUCAAAUUUUUUGAAGUCCUGCAGUGCUGGAUCUAGAAAAUUUUAUCAGUGGGCGAUGUAUGCAAACAUAUUUAUAAAUGUGUAAUUAAGAAUA
Hevea brasiliensis (rubber tree) is the source of this 1652-nucleotide messenger RNA. RefSeq names its product general transcription and DNA repair factor IIH subunit TFB2. Gene Ontology annotation, cellular component: transcription factor TFIIH core complex; transcription factor TFIIH holo complex. Gene Ontology annotation, molecular function: double-stranded DNA binding; ATPase activator activity. The coding region runs from base 155 to 1510 and encodes 451 amino acids. The transcript has 15 exons. The record is from RefSeq and is a predicted model, not a curated record. NCBI's taxonomy places the organism in Eukaryota, Viridiplantae, Streptophyta, Magnoliopsida, Malpighiales, Euphorbiaceae. Gene Ontology annotation, biological process: nucleotide-excision repair.